[Torrubiella] hemipterigena is the source of this 2923-nucleotide messenger RNA. The record is from the annotation of a GenBank genome assembly. NCBI's taxonomy places the organism in Eukaryota, Fungi, Ascomycota, Sordariomycetes, Hypocreales, Clavicipitaceae.
CUCGAAGCGAUCGCAUCCUCAAUCUCAUCACACAUUUCCUCCACUCUGCCCUCAACGAGCCAACCAACAUAGGCCAAUCUAUUCUAUUUUUCCGCCGAUAACGCGAAACCUGAAUCUUGCAACUAGCCACCGAAGCUCUGCCAAGCUUUGCCUAGCACAACAUCACAACUGCUUCACUUUUCGAACAGUUGGCCAUCGGAUUACCCGCACCUCCCCUCUACGCCAUAUUGUCUCGAUCCUCAAGUCCCUGAAUUGGAAGGGAAGAGGCUAGAUAUCCUCUUACUGCAUACUAUUACCUGAUUGCUACACGAAGCCCCCAUCUGCGGACUCGUGUGCAUUCUCUCCCACCCUCGACACCUUAUAAUAUUUACAACCCGCCGUUGUGCGGCAGCAAAGAAAUACAACAAAAAAGAUGACAGAUCAGCUCACCGAUCAGCUGAGAAAUGCUCACAUUAGCGAUGCUUCAGAGGGCGGCGAAGACUGGAAGAAGAGUCUUAAGCUACCUGCCAAAGACAACAGACAACAAACAGAAGAUGUUACGAAAACAAAGGGUCUCGAAUUUGAAAACUUUGCGCUGAAGCGCGACCUCCUUAUGGGCAUCUUCGAAGCCGGAUUCGAAAAGCCAUCCCCAAUUCAAGAAGAGUCUAUCCCUGUUGCGCUUACCGGCCGUGAUAUCUUGGCCAGAGCCAAGAACGGUACUGGUAAAACUGCCGCCUUUGUUAUCCCUGCCCUUGAACGCAUCAACCCCAAAAUCGCCAAGAUCCAAUGUCUUAUCCUUGUUCCUACGCGAGAGCUUGCUAUGCAAACCUCUCAGGUCUGCAAAACUCUCGGUAAACACCUGGGUAUCAACGUCAUGGUAACCACUGGUGGUACUGGCCUCCGAGAUGAUAUUAUCCGUCUCCAGGAACCUGUCCAUAUUGUGGUCGGUACCCCAGGCAGAAUCCUCGAUUUAGCUGGCAAGAAUGUGGCUGAUCUGAGCGAAUGCCCCAUGUUCAUCAUGGACGAAGCUGAUAAGCUACUUUCUAUCGAAUUCACUCCCACUAUUGAGCAGCUGCUGCAAUUCCACCCCAAGGAUCGUCAGGUCAUGCUCUUCUCCGCCACCUUCCCUCUGUCCGUUAAGGACUUCUCUGACCGCAACAUGACUAGCCCGUACGAAAUCAACCUGAUGGACGAACUCACCCUCCGCGGUAUCACCCAGUACUAUGCCUUUGUCGAGGAGAAGCAAAAGGUUCACUGCUUGAACACCCUCUUCUCCAAGUUGCAGAUUAACCAGUCCAUUAUUUUCUGCAACUCCACCAACCGUGUCGAAUUGUUAGCCAAGAAGAUUACUGAGCUUGGCUACUCUUGUUUCUACAGUCACGCACGCAUGCAGCAGCAGGCUCGUAACCGAGUCUUCCACGACUUCCGAAACGGCGUCUGCCGUAACCUUGUUUGCUCUGAUCUUCUCACCCGUGGUAUUGAUAUUCAGGCUGUUAACGUGGUUAUCAACUUUGAUUUCCCCAAGAACGCCGAGACAUAUCUGCACAGAAUCGGUCGUUCUGGCCGUUUCGGUCAUCUUGGUCUGGCCAUUAACCUGAUCAACUGGGAAGACCGAUUUAACUUGUACAACAUUGAAAGAGACCUUGGAACCGAAAUUCAGCCCAUCCCUGCUAGCAUCGACAAGAGCCUCUACGUCUAUGAGAACCCCGACAGCAUUCCUCGCCCCAUCUCCAGCCUGCCUCCCAGCGCUCAGCAGCCCAUGCAGCCCAUGCAGCAGCAGCAGCAGCAGCCUGGACAGGGCAACUGGCAAACCCAAAACGGCCAGUACAACAACAACUACCGUGGACGUGGACGUGGAAGAGGCGGUCACCGUGGCCGUGGCGGAAACAACUACAGCAACGGCGGUCGCGGCCGUGGCCCUCCUCGUGAAGGCCAACCCUCUGCUUAAAAUCAUCAACCGAUUGGGGGCAUGGGUUUGGGGGCGUCAUCGGCGUUUAAGCGGCAUAUAUUGUCCAAGCGGGUUUUGAUUUUCGGAGUACAUAUUUUGAUUUCUUGUUUUUAACAGCGCGGGUUCUUCAAACAUGAAGAACGGAAAGGCAAUCGGCAUAGGACAGCUUGAUUGUACCAUCAUGCACACACAUUUUAUAUUGGGCGAAUCAACGGACAACACAAGUAGGAUGGUGUGACAUGGCCUAGGAGGCCAUGAAACUCAUAUUCAACUUGAACGGCCACUCUCAGACCGUAUCAGCACCACAAUAACGACCCAAGCCGAAAUUUUGAGCUGCUUUCAGCAGUCACUAGAAUACUACUACUCGGUUCAGAAGGACAACUGAUUCAACUCUCUUGAAUCAUGAUACCUAUAUGUCGAAUUUCCAGCACUAGUACUUGGCAUAAUGUACAGCGCAGCCGCUGGAAAGAAAAGAAUAUUACGGGCGAUGCUAGUAUUGUCGGCUGAGAGGUCUUUUUGCUCUCGUUUCUUUUGUUUCCUUGAAGGACACUGCAACUUUGUUUGCAGAUCGUCGGGCAUGGGGGGCGCAAAGGAUUAGCAAAGGCACAUUUGAUUUGUUUUUUUUGGGAAUUCAGGGCAUGAUACCUUUUGACGAUAUCUCUACGUUUUGAUGAGCAAGGCGAUUGUCUUGCGAUGAAGGUGGGGGGUGUCAAAGAUACACUCGGCUGGCCACUAUGAAGGGGCCUACAGGGGCAACGAGCUUGCCCAGGAUUUGGCGAGAUGUAUAGCUCGACGGCGGGCCAUACAAUAGCGGAAGAACAUACUCAAAUCGGAGGUAUUGCUCCAUGAGCAAUACGGGAAGACAAAAUACCAAUCACACUAGAAAAAAACACAAAAAAAAUUUUUGGGAAUGGGCAAGAGAUGGACUUGCUUCUCGGCUCGAGAGAUGCAAGCUGUCCGGACUAGCUAGCAAAAUGAAACAUCAUUUCCCACCCC